Messenger RNA from Pogoniulus pusillus (Red-fronted tinkerbird), 6092 nucleotides. It is a transcript of the gene KCNG3, whose product is annotated as potassium voltage-gated channel modifier subfamily G member 3. NCBI's taxonomy places the organism in Eukaryota, Metazoa, Chordata, Aves, Piciformes, Lybiidae. The coding region runs from base 82 to 1383 and encodes 433 amino acids. The record is from RefSeq and is a predicted model, not a curated record. Gene Ontology annotation, cellular component: voltage-gated potassium channel complex; membrane. Gene Ontology annotation, biological process: potassium ion transmembrane transport; protein homooligomerization. The transcript is spliced from 2 exons. Gene Ontology annotation, molecular function: delayed rectifier potassium channel activity; protein binding.
GCCCGAGCCGGGGCCGUGACAGCCUCUACAGUCCAAGCUGCCCCACGCCUCGCCCUUCCUCUCCUCCGUCUCGCCCAAGCCAUGAACUUUGGCCGCGGUCCCUCGGUGGUGUUGAACGUCGGGGGCACCCGGUACUCUUUUUCCCGGGAAGUACUGAAGGAUUUUCCGCUGCGGCGGGUGAGCCGCCUCCACGGCUGCCUCUCGGAACAGGACGUGCUGGAGGUGUGCGACGACUACGACAGGGAGCGGAACGAGUACUUCUUCGACCGGCACUCGGAGGCCUUCGGUUUCAUCAUGCUGUACGUGCGGCACGGCCACCUGCGCUUCGUCCCGCACAUGUGCGAGCUCUCCUUCUACAACGAGAUGAUCUACUGGGGGCUGGAGGGCUCCCACCUCGAUUACUGUUGCCAGCGCCGCCUCGACGACCGCAUGUCCGAGACGUGCACCUACUACGCGGCGGAAGAGCCACCGGGGGACCAGGUCAGUGGCCCCGAAGGCAAGGGCCGGCGGCCGCAAGGAGCCGAGGGCGGGAAGUGGCUGGAAAGGAUGAGGAGGACUUUCGAGGAGCCCACAUCUUCCGUGGCCGCCCAGAUCCUGGCCACCGUCUCCAUUCUCUUCGUCAUCGUGUCCAUGGUGGUGCUGUGCGCCAGCACCCUGCCCGAGUGGCGGGCGCCGGAGAACCGCAGCGUGGAGGAGCAGAGCAGGUACACAGCAGAGUCAGUGAGGGAGCCCUCAGGGAUAAUCGAAGCUAUCUGCAUAGGCUGGUUCACUGCAGAGUGCAUUGUGAGGUUCAUCGUCUCCAAAAACAAGUGUGAGUUUGUCAGAAGACCUCUCAACAUCAUUGAUUUACUGGCAAUUACUCCUUACUACAUCUCUGUUCUAAUGACAGUUUUCACAGGGGAAAAUUCACAGCUUCAGAGGGCUGGAGUCACCUUGAGGGUCUUAAGAAUGAUGAGGAUUUUUUGGGUGAUUAAACUGGCUCGUCAUUUCAUUGGCCUUCAGACACUUGGUCUGACUCUGAAGCGUUGUUACAGAGAGAUGGUGAUGCUACUUGUCUUUAUCUGUGUUGCUAUGGCAAUUUUCAGUGCACUUUCCCAGCUUCUUGAAAAUGGGCUGGACUUGGGAACAAAGAAUAAGGAUUAUGCCAGCAUUCCUGCUGCUUGCUGGUGGGUGAUCAUCUCGAUGACUACCGUUGGUUAUGGUGACAUGUGUCCUAUCACUGUACCAGGAAGGAUUCUUGGAGGAAUUUGUGUGGUUAGUGGCAUUGUCUUAUUAGCCUUGCCAAUCACUUUCAUUUAUCACAGCUUUGUACAGUGUUACCAUGAGCUCAAGUUCCGAUCGGCUAGGUAUGGUAGAAGCCUCUCUGCUGAAUUCUUAAAUUGACUAAACUUACAUUUUGUUCUAUCUACUUGUUAAGCUUUGUCGUAGAAGAGAAUGGUGGAAGGUCCCUUUGUGUGUCCUUCUCAACAGGAUGGUCCUAUGGAACCAUAAUCUCACCAGCCUGGAGAAAGCCCAUCACCAUUCGGACAGCAAGGAUGGCCAGCUGCCUUGGGCACCGUGCAGGGAGAGGGAGCGAAGGUUCAAAUUUAAGAGAACAAAAUUAACAAAAGAGGAUCCAGAGGUCCUCCAUUAGACCAGUCUAGUCUUCAGUUUGCCUUUUCACACAAAAGCAGAAUAAAAAGAUGGGCUUAAAUGCCAUUCCCAUAACUACUUCUGAUACUGCUCUAAGCAACAUGUAGCAGAAGUUUUUCAAACGUUCCAGUAUCUGAAUGCUCCGUAAAGGCAUUGGUAAUUCUUGCCUGAAGUAUCAUCACUUAGCUAACCAAAUUAGAUACUGAAGGAGAAUCACUGCUACUUUUGAGGUUCGCAACAGAUUAGAGCUGGUUCUGUAACUUGGGAAAGGCAAAAACAGGCCUGUAGGGCAAAAAGUCUUGUAGACCAAUUCUGAUCUUUGGUGAAGCAAAUACAUCUGUAAAACCAGUGAAGCCAGCAGCAUUGCUCUGAAUUGGAUAAUUCAAAGAAGUGCACCUCCAAAUAUUGUACUGGGGACUUCCUUAGACCAAAUUAAUUUCUCCUCUGGAACCAAAUUAGUAGUAGAAGCAAGUGAUGUACUUCACAAAAAUCAGCAGAAAAAAAAUAGACAUUGGUUAAUAUAUUUUCUGGCAGCUUAGUUGAGAGCUGUCCAAAUUUUAUGUAUAUUCAGUUCAAAUUCAUCCACCCAAAGUUACAUACUCAAGAGCAUUUACCCCUCCACCCCAAAUUAAUCAAACAUAUAUAUCAUAGUGAAAGCUCUUUAAGACAAAUGAUAAGAUUUCAUCACUUGACAUAGUCUGGAAAAAGCACUGGAAAGCAAGAGUAGCUGCUCCCUGUCAGAGCAUAAUGUUUAAGUUCUGCACUCCUCACUGAAGGAUACACUGUAUUUUAACGGACGUUUUAAAAACAGCAGAGCAUACCAAAGAAAGUGAAAUAUAGAAGUAUAAGUUGCAUUUGGCAAAACUGAUAUAUUCUCCAAUGUAACUAAGACAUUUUAAUUAAUCAAAUUAGCUUCUGAAAUAUUGUUCACUGCAUUUCUUCUGUAGCAUCAUUUAGUGUAAUUCUGAAAGGUUGCUAUGUAGAAGUGUGCAGUCAGAUGAACACAGUAAGGUACAGCUUUAUGAAUGUGGGUACCAACAAACAUCAACAAGGAGCUUUCUUAUUGAGAUGGAAGUUCAGAGUCAUCAGCAUAGCUGAGUUUGGGCUACUUGCCUGAAAACACUGCAUUUUCUGUUACUGUGCUGUAGAAGCAUUUUUUACAUAGAUUCUUGUUAAAAGCUUUAGAAGUAAAAUGAGUACCACCUAGAAAACACCUCUAGAAUUGCUCACCCAAAAGUACCACAUUGGUCAGUAACCAGGACAUUGAAGGCUCUACACUGAGAUCUGAAAAAAUUAUAAUUUGAAGUGGUCUUGGUCUAAAGUAGUAUUGCAGAAUUACAUUGCAAAUGUAGCUUUUCUGAAGAGCUGGAAAGAAUUUUAAUAACCUGCUUACAAACAAUCCUGAGUUUUCCUGAAAUAGUUUUUCAAGACUACAUCAUUAAGUAACAUUGCAGCCAUACUCCGAUUCUUGCCACCGACACAUUCUGGUGUUCAGAUUAGCUCUGUAGUUCCUCAGAUGACUGUGGUUAUGCCUUUUAUGUCCAAGUCGUGCCAUUCAGAAAUUGUCUUCAGCAUUCCACAGAGAGGUAAGCACAAAUGUCUUCCAUAGGUGAAAUUCACAGCUGAUGUUAGUUAGGCAAGUUGUGACUUCAGAGGCACUUAGGUGUUUCAGACUAGCAAAGAUGCUGGCUCUGCAUGUGUUCCUGUGUAUGUCCUGCAUAUGUAAUAUAUUAUAGUCAGUUAAAAAAAAUUUUUUUCUCCUCACAAAAAUUUUCCUACUUGGUAAAAUUUAAACUUCAGACUUUAAUCCAAACACAGCUGUUGAAGAAAUUGACAUUUUUAUCUUCUAAUGAAAAGUUUGACAGUAAUAAAUGCAUUUUUGAGGAGAAAAAAAGCUGGUUUUUGUGUACUUUGCUCUGAUUUUUUUCCCCAUUAAAAAUAGGCUUAAAAAGUCAACACCAAGAUAGUUUUUAACAAUCAGGAAAAUCAGUAUUUUUCAUAAAACUUACUUUGGUUUUAGUCCAUGUAUUGUAUUUAACCAAACCAAUACUCUGAAGAUACAACCCUCCUCCCACAAAACGCCCAAACCAUCAUCACAAUGACAACAGUUAGAAGUUGAUACAGAAUGAGAAUAUACUUUAAAGUAUGUUGCCAUCUUUUCAAGACAAGAUAAAAUGCAUUUCAGCACUACCUUAAUUCUGCCCAGACAAAGGAAAAAAAAAUACUGCACAAAGUAAUUUUCACCAUGAUUCAUGUUGUAUGAGCAAUUAAGGAAGGAUGUUUUCAAAGAUCCAGGCUAUUUGUGGUAUACAAACAAAUUGUCUGAUCAUUUAGAAAGAGUUUUCCAGCUAAAGAAGCAUUUCCCAGUGUUAAAAUAUCCUCAGGUGAAAAUAACCCUGUAAAAGAAUAAGUCUGUGGAGAUUCUCUCAUCCUGUUUUGUGGUGUUUUUUUUUAACAGCUUAUGUUCACUUUUUAUAUGUCAAACUGUGAACAGAAUGACCUAAUGUAUUUUUUGAGUUACAAUAAACUAUUUUGAAACUGCUCUACAGAAGCCCACUAAGGAGAGGGGCUGGGGUAGAGGUGUUUUCCCCAUUUCUGUUGUUGUAUAAUUAUCAGUGUGUAGCCUUUAGUUUCCAUAGAAACCAGGUUGAAAUAACGUCAUCUCAGCAGCGGCCUUAAAACACAGUUUUAUAGUAAGCAAAGAGUUCAUGACUUCUAGCUGUUUUCAAUGGACCAGUGUUUUGUUAGUGAAACUUGCAGCUCCCUGUGUAGUCAAAAAUCAGCAUGUUUAGUAAAACUGAUGCAACUGUUUUACUAGUUUACUUGAGAGUACAUUUUAUGCAGACAGGGGUUCAGUGCUCUAGUUCACGACAGAGCGUUUCAAAGCCAAAUGAAGGCAGGCUGGCUCAUCUACAGUCGUUGGCAGUUUGAACCCCAUACAAUAAAUUCUUCAUGGGCAGUACCUCUUUCAAUAUCUGAAACAUUCACAGUGGGAACAAAUAGGAUGAAAUAUAAAUACAGUAAAAGAAGGGACACGUUAAUUGUGAUCCAGCCUCCUGGAUUAUCUAAACCUAAAGGCAGUGCAAAUGAGUUUUGAACUGCUGUUGCACAUUUUGAUGACAGCAUAGGUUAAUUAAACAUUACAUAGGUUCAGUCUCAGGACUGACCAAUUGGAUCAAUAUGGGCUGAUUUUAAGCCAUUUUAUCAGCAUAGGGAUUGGCCAUUUAAAUAUGUGAUAUUAAUUAUUACUGUACAGUGGCUUGUCCAAGUGUACACAGCAGCAAGCUUGAGGAAAAUAAAAAAUCCCCAUUAAUAUAAGAUUCAGGCAUUUAAAUGUACCAGGUUUUCAUAUCACAUACACAAUUUGUGCCUGUAAACAAAUCACUCUUCAGCUUUUGCAGCAUUCAAGUUUCAUGUUUCCUAAAUAAAACUGAAGGCCUUAUGGGUGCAAAACACUUAUCUCUUCCCCUCUCGGUGACAGCUACAAAAAUCUUACCAGAUCUGAGUGUCUGCCAAGAAGUGGUCAUAUGCACACACCAGCCAGCUAAAUUCAGCAUCCAACCAGCCAGUUCCCUGGGAACCAGCACAACGAACAAGGUCUGCUGUGAUCUGAUUUUCUCCCACCUAAGUGGUUCAGGAUAAAACUACUGAAUAAACUUUGAGAAUUUGAAGUAUGCUGAAAUUUUUAGACUUAUCCUUUCAACUUAGCUUCCAAAGAACCAUUUUCUGGAAAACUGAGUAAGCUAUGUAUAGCUAAAAAGAUCAUACAGCUUUGUAUUUUUUUUCACUGUGAUCUUUCAAAAGGAAAUCGACUCUCAUUUUCCAUUAUUUGUUUGCAGAAGCAACCAUGCAGGUCAGUGUAUGUGCUGCUAGUUAAACUUGCUACAUAAACCAGAUCCCUCUUUAAAAUAAGUAGACUUGUCAAGAAAGGUCUUCCAGCUUUGCUAGAGCUGUAACCAUUUACGUUAGCUGAAAAGCUGUCCUAGCUCCUAUGGAAGGAACAACACAAUGCUGGUUUCAUAGUGACAAACAUGCAAUGUAUGGUCUGUGGAGUGCAACACAAUAUAGGGAGUAUCUUUUGCAGAUUGACAGCAUCAAUUUGAGCAUCAAGAUGGCUGCACAGUGAACCACUGUGACUGAUACUCUGCUCGACAGGAAAUUCUCAGAGCCACAGAAGAAUAAAUGUGAAUGUUUGCAACUACACAUUUUAGACUCCUUUAUUCCUUGCAAAUGCAAAGGUUUAUAGUUUUAUAUAAUGUUAAUUUUAUAUAUUGUUUGUUUAUCUGUAAACAAAAGUGUAUACUAUAAUUUGAAAAGGUAACAGAUGUAUUUUCUUGAUGUGAAUAUGGAAUUAGAUGCAUAAAAUGACAUUAAUAAUAAAAUUUGCUGGUCUUGUUGCUGUAGGUCAUGGACUACUGGUCAAAACACAGAUGUGUAUAAAAUGUGUUCUUUUCAACAAA